AUGAAAGAAACUUCUCUGGGCUGUCUGCUCACUCGUCUGACUGUGAGUCCCAGCAGCUCUCAGUUUUUUAUCAGAGACUUUGUGUCUCUGAGCUGUGAGGAGGACGACAGCUCUGCUGGAUGGACUCUGAGGAGAAACACAAGCAAACAACAGAGGACUCAGUGUGGAGAUGGGUGGGGAGAAGCAGCUGGUUCUUCCUGCAACAUCAGCUACAUUUACACAUCAGACAGUGGAGUUUACUGGUGUGAGUCCAGAGAGGGUCCCAUCAGUAACAUGGUUAACCUGACAGUCACUGGUGGAUCAGUGAUCUUGCAGAGUCCUGUCCUCCCUGUGAUGGAGGGAGAUGACGUCACUCUGCUCUGUAAAACAAAGACCACUCCCUCCAACCUCCCAGCUGCUUUCUAUAAAGAUGGCUCCCUCAUCAGGAAGCAGCCUACAGGUCACAUGACCAUCCAGCAUGUUUCCAGGUCUGAUGAAGGCCUCUACAAGUGUGACAUCAGCGGUCAUGGAGAGUCUCCAUCCAGCUGGAUCACUGUCACAGACAAACACACCACCACACCUCCACCUACAUCCACACCUCUACCACCUCCAUCUUCAUCUAUUUUUCCUCCAUCACUGUCCUCCACUGCUCUCUCUGUGUUGUCAUUUCUUAAAUCAAUCUGUGGGUUCUUACUGGUGUUACUGGUUCUUUUGGGGGGACGAUGUGUUCACAGGAAAACUGAAGCUGAUGGGGGAGACGUUAGAAGUGACCUGACUCACAGUCACAGAAAAUCUCAAGUCAUCAACAACAGCCAAUCAGAAGAAGCAGAGACAGGAGAGAAGAAGAGACCAACAGAGAGCAGAGAGCCUGAGAAAGUAAAGGAUGUGAUACAGGAGAGAGAAGAGCCGUGUUAUGCUCAGGCCACUUUCGGCCGACAGAACAGAGUUGUAUGUUCUGAGUUUGUAGGUGACCGUUAA
Molecule: messenger RNA, 957 nt
Organism: Pelmatolapia mariae (spotted tilapia)
Lineage: Eukaryota; Metazoa; Chordata; Actinopteri; Cichliformes; Cichlidae
Product: low affinity immunoglobulin gamma Fc region receptor II-like
Exons: 6
Coding region: 1-957 (318 amino acids)
Biological process (GO): cell surface receptor signaling pathway
Cellular component (GO): plasma membrane
Molecular function (GO): transmembrane signaling receptor activity
Source: RefSeq, a predicted model, not a curated record